This is a messenger RNA of Rhodamnia argentea, 945 nucleotides long. RefSeq lists its product as uncharacterized. The record is from RefSeq and is a predicted model, not a curated record. The transcript is spliced from 4 exons. Bases 1 to 945 code for a protein of 314 amino acids. NCBI's taxonomy places the organism in Eukaryota, Viridiplantae, Streptophyta, Magnoliopsida, Myrtales, Myrtaceae. Gene Ontology annotation, molecular function: DNA-binding transcription factor activity.
AUGGCGAGAAGGUCACUCAAGUCCUGGUGCAACUAUGAAGCAGUGGCCAAAGAAGAAGAUGACCCCUUCUUCUUCCCAACCCUCCUCUCCCCCGACUUCGGGUACUAUGUUAUGUCCUGUGGGAACGGAUGUGCGACACUGGAGUGGAACUAUUGCUUGCCCUUUGAUCAUCAAGAGAGCCUCUGGGAAGCUCCUCCUCUGAUCACGAGCUUCCCGCCCGAUCCUUUGUGCCCUCAAAUUUUCGAUUUUGAGCACAACCCGCACGAUGCUAUUCAAGGUCUUGAUAUUGAAGAUUAUUCUGCAAAUGGGACCGUGAUCUUCAAGGAGAUGGGUGCACAGAACGAGCCCAAGCAACGUGUUCUGUAUCUCCAUAACAGUGGCCAAGAAAAUGGGCACGGCGAAGCAGGUGGUGACGACAAGAGACUCACGAAAGGCAAGAGCUAUAGCUACGGCAACAGCAGAAUGCUGUCGAGGGAGCAGAUAUCACAGUACUUUUACAUGCCGAUAACUCGAGCGGCGAAGGAGCUCAACAUCGGGUUGACCCUCUUGAAGAAACGGUGUCGAGAGUUAGGCAUCCGCCGGUGGCCCCACCGGAAGUUGAUGAGCCUCCAAACUCUCAUCAAGAAUGUCCAGGAAAUGCGAGGAGGCGGCUCGGAGAACGAGGAGCAGCUUGGAAAGGUUGUGAAUUUGCUCGAGCUAGAGAAGAAGCUGAUGGAGGAAAUCCCGGACAUACAGCUAGAGGACAAGACAAAGAGGCUGAGACAAGCUUGUUUCAAAGCGAACUACAAGAAGAGGAAGCUGGUUGGACUGAUGGACUCAGGAAGCACUUCUUCCAGAAGCAGCGCGACCGCGGAAGAUGACGGCAUGAGCGCGGGUUUUGCGGAUGAGGAGGACGUGAGAUCUCUCUUGUUUGACGACUCUCCUUCAUGUAGUAGCACCAUAUGA